Molecule: messenger RNA, 237 nt
Organism: Clunio marinus
Lineage: Eukaryota; Metazoa; Arthropoda; Insecta; Diptera; Chironomidae
Source: the annotation of a GenBank genome assembly
AUGAAAAUUGGAGAUGGGGAAGCUCCACAUGGGGAGCUUCAAAUUAUGCUAACGCAUAAUUUUAAGUUACUCCGGCCGGUAUGGAGUUUCAAGAUACAUAUGGUGAACCUUCCGACUGUCCAUGGACUUUCCGAUUGUCCAUGGACUUUCCGAUUGUCCAUGGACUUUCCGAUUGUCCAUGGACCUUCCGACUGUCCAUGGACUUUCCGACUGAAUCAAACAACUGUAAAAGAGUAA